Messenger RNA from Thamnophis elegans (Western terrestrial garter snake), 4140 nucleotides. Its product is annotated as chromodomain-helicase-DNA-binding protein 2-like. NCBI's taxonomy places the organism in Eukaryota, Metazoa, Chordata, Lepidosauria, Squamata, Natricidae. The transcript has 7 exons. Bases 442 to 1488 code for a protein of 348 amino acids. The record is from RefSeq and is a predicted model, not a curated record.
UCAGUCCAGGAGGGCUAAGUGGUGCAUCAUUUCUGUCCAUGAGAAAACUACCCCAUUGAAGUAUAAAGAUGGUCCCUCUCCAGAGCCCCAUAAAUACUGCAGGAAGGUGGGCGACACUACACAGGAAAGGGUUUGCACAAAUAAAGAUAGGACCCACCAAAUUGGCCAGCAAGGAAGGGUUUUUGAUCAUUUGUGCCCUCAUGGGCUGUUCUUCUGUCCUAGGACAAGGCCAAAAGUGUAAAACCUCGAAUCCGGGAAGAAAACAACCCGCCCCAAAUCAAGGAGGAGCCGGGAAGUGAAGCCUCUUCUUCACAGCCUCCAGACAAUCAGUCAGUAGCAGGACAGAAGAAGCCCAAAGGCGCCGAGGCAAAACCGGUCCUCAUCAAAGAUGUGGAAGAGGAGGAAUUGGACCAGGCAACCUUCAACAUUUGCAAAAAGCUAAUGAGGCCUGUAAAAAAUUCCUUGAGGCAGCUGGAUAAGCCAGAAAGUGGACUUUCAGACCAUGACCUGCUGGAGCAAACUCGCAAUUCUCUUCUCAACAUAGGAGACCACAUAGCGGAUUGUUUGAAAAUCCACAGUGAACCAGAUGUUCUUGACAUAUGGAGAAGGAAUCUAUGGGUAUUCGUCUCGAAGUUUAUCGAAUUUAACACCCAGAAAUUACACAAGUUAUACAAGAUGGCUAGCCAAAAGCGAGCCCGGGAACAGGAGGAACAGAAGAAGAAGGAAGAGACAACGAGUGGCAAGUGGCUUCGUCCAGAAACUCCUGGGCCCAGUCGAGAUAUUCCACUGCUUCCUUUCCCCCAAAGCCCGCAUUCACAAAAUCUGCAGCAACCAUCUCCCCAGCCUUCACAGAUUCAUGGACAUGAAUUCAUGAAAUACCACCAGCCAAAUAGAAGGGACUUUGGCCAUACAGGGCGAAGGGAAUGGCAGAGGGAUCCCCAGUUUAACUACAGUUGGAAUGUGUAUACCAAUUGGGGCCGAAACCGGUACCAGCCGUACGAGCCCCGCUGGCACCGGGAACACCAUUAUGCAGAUUGCCAGGCGCGCAGAGAACAGUAUCAGAGCUCAGGAAACUACCAGCCCAGCAACGUCUCCCGUAAACGCCCCUAUGAUCCAUACAACAGUGAACGCAAUUACCGCGGACAACCGGACUACAGGUACUGCUAUGAAGCCAAGAGGCAACGGUUAGAUGAAUUCAGGCCCCAGAAUUACCCAGAAGAUUAUCAGAGGAUGGCUGACUAUAGACCGCCCUUGAGUCAUCAUGGGCAAGGACCAUCUGACCAUUACAGGCCUUUCCACCCAGACAAAUCUGCUGAUUACAAGCAACUCCUUCUCCCUCCUCACUCCCAUCUCUCUGACCCUCGCUCUCCACCUUCUCAGAAAUCUCCGCUUGGUAUCAGGUCUUCCAUUCAGUAUCACUCACUUCUGGAUAGGCCCUUAGAGCAGAGGAACAAUCCAGAAUAUAAAUGGAGUGGCCGGAAAACCUAGAGGUUAUAUUUGUGAUAAAGGCAUUGGCCACUGUUGAAAUGAUUUCCAAUGUAAAUAUGUUCUUUAUAAAAUAUGUAUUAUUAUUUUCCUAUGGUUAAACUGCAGUAUUUUGGAUUGUUGUACAUUGAAAGUUCCGUUUUUCAAAAAUUGGAAUUUCUAUCUCUCUAUCUCUCCUCCCCCAAAUAGUUGUCCCUGAGGUUAUUUAUAACUUAACGGUUUUCUUGUUUUGAAAAUAUAGAAGUCUUUUAUUACUUCAGCUUAAAAGCCUGAUUCUAGAUAGUGAAAACAAAAUCUUCCUCAGUCAUUCGUUCUUUUCAUAUUCACCUCCUUUUUUCAUAUUGUUUGACAUUUUCUGGAUUUAUUUUUUCUUUUUGAUCUCUUCUCUGAAAAGUAUCCCAGUAGUUUGAAAAAGACCUCAAUGCAGAAAUUUGAAAUGUGGCCAAAUGGUACGUAUGACCUAAGAUAUUCCUCCCCAUCACAAAUCUAUUUUUACUGAAAGGUGAUGACAUUUUUAAUUUUUUUAAUUGAUCUUUGUUUUUCUGAAUUUGGUAAUUAUUUUGGCAGCAAGGUGAGCUGGGUUUUACAGUGAACUAGCCAAUUCAACAAACACAACAAAAAUGAUCUGGUUUAUACCAUUUUUUUCAUCCUAAAGAUUGCAUCAACAGAAAAUCAGGACUGUGUUAUUGGGAAGAAAAAGAAAUUUAUUUGCUUUUUUUUAAAAUCAAUAAAUAAUUUACAAUAUUUACAUCACAACACUCCAUACAAUUUCCACACACAUGCAAUAAGCUUGAAAGGGAGGCAGUGUGUUUGUUAUAUGCUUUCCCUGUCUUUAUUCAGAUUUUCAUUCAGAGCCUCUUGGGUCUUCAUCGGCUGAAUUCACUCAGAAGCCAAAAUUUGACUGAAGAUAAUAAAAAAUAAAGUGCUUUGUUAAUAAUUAGAGGUUUAAGAAACGAUAUCUGGGAAACGGUUUUAGAGCUCAUCAUAAUCAGAGAAAUAAGUUGAAGAGAAUGAAAGAUGACAGUUAGGUAAGAAAAACCUCCCUAUUUGUUACAUUUUACUGUUUUCAAGAAUUUUGAUUUAUGAAACGCUAAAAUGAAAUGCCAUUUUGAUAGUGGCCAGUUAAUUUGGAUUAAAAUCCCCCUCCUCUUAUAGUGACAUCAUUGAAUCGGGUUUAUAGGAGUUGUAGUUAGCAUGGGUUAUGAGCAUUUUUGAGGAAAACUUCACGUGAAGGAUGAGUUCUCAUCUUCAUCGCAAACAGGGUGAUAAUUCAGGUUUUCAUUGCUGAAUUGUAUAAAUUCAGCCAAAGAUUUCCAUAUAUGGUUUAUCCAGUUCCUUAAAUGUUAUUCAGGCAAAAACAUUUAAAAAAUCACACUGCAUUUCUUCUGUCACACUUGGACGAAGCUGCAAGAGAUAAUUGGUGGAAAUUUGGAAAAAAUGUCUUGAAAAAGCUAGGUGAUGAUUGUGUUCCAAAGUGAAUGGCAAUGGGUGCCAUAGGUUUAUGCAAGCAUGCAUGAAUUAUGAAGGCAAGACAAUCUUCACUCUUCACAGUCAUUUAUUCCUGGUAUCCACCUACCAUCUAGGACUUUUACUCCAAUCCAAUUUGCCUGAAAUGCUAUCUAAAUAGGGUCAGUGGUGAUAAAACCUGGCAACCAAGCACUGUGGACAUUCUGACUUAUACUUUUUGUGAAAUCAUAGUACAGUUUGCUAAUAGUACUUUUGAGCUAAAUGUGGACAGAGAGAGAUGUCCAUCUUGACUCCCUAGACAUCUGAAAACGUGGGAAUAGAGUCUCCCCUAGGACCCUUUCCAAGUGACCCCAAUUAUUCUCAAACUACACAAGGCAAUAGAGAAAACAAUCAUGUCCACUGAUGAACAAAUCAUGAAGAGAAGUAAUAAAAGUACUCUUUUAAAUAUUUUAGGAAAGAAGCAGGGGAAUCUCAUCUCUUUGCUCACUUGGCAAAAUGAACAUGUGUAACAUUUAGUAUGUGUUCAACUUACUACACACUCAAACAAGAUAAAAUAUCAGCUAGCAGAUGAUCAGAUGGAUGUUCAUGCUUGAAACAUACAAAAACAAGGCUUUGUGUAUAUCUGGAUGUCCUUCUGGUGUUGUGAUGGUCAGAUAGGGCUCACAAUUUAGGAGCAGACUGAACUCACUUUCAAAGGUUUCCCUAAAACUUGCAUGUUGUCAAUCUACACAGCAAACACACCCACACAAUAUGUCCCCUUCCCAAGAACGGGGUUACACCCAUUAUGGUGUAUUCAAAAUAGAAAGGUAUCAGGAUAAGUUUAAGGAUGGGAGAGUUCUCAUCUGGCAGCUGGACCUAAACCCAACAUAAUGUUUCAACAAUUCCUUAGCUCAGGUGUUGUACAAAGAAAAACAUGGAGCUAAAGAAGGUGCAUCUUGUAAAACGGUACUUCCAGAAUACUGAGGCAGGCCUUCUAUCUCUGCCUUUCUCCCUCGAAUAAAACAAUGGCAUUGUUGAUGAGGCCUACCCAUCUUCUGGAAACGCACAACUUCUCGAUGAUAAUUGAUUUAUGAUCAAUGACCCAUCACUUGUUGCUCGUAUGUAAUAUGAGCUUAUGUACCGGAGACAAAUUCCUUGUGUGUUCAAUUACACUUGGCCAAUAAAGAAUUCUAUUCUAUAAUACAAGAC